AUGCCGGAACCUUGGCUCACAUGGAAUGUCCGUGGGCUAGGAGGAACUACAAAAAGGGAGAUUGUGAAGAAAGCAAUUCAACAACUGAAGCCAGAAUUACUUUUUAUUCAAGAAACAAAAUUAAAUGAGCAACGACAACGAUCAAUACAGAAGUGGGCACAAGGUAUGAAGUUCCGUCAUGUGGAGGUUUAUUCAGAUGGAUCCGCAGGAGGGCUUUUGUGCAUGUGGAAGGAAAACAACAUUCAAGUUCUGACAGUGGUGACUGAUACUAAUUUUAUUCUGCUGACACUGAAAAUACCAAAUUAUGAACAGCCAGUAAUGGUGGGGAAUGUUUAUGGUCCACACACUGUGGCAGAGCGCAGAGUAUUUUUUGAGGCACUGUACAAUCAUAUCUUGGGGCAUGUUGGCAUGGUUCUCUUGGGUGGUGAUUUUAAUGCUGUUUUAUUGGGUGCAGAACGAUCUUCAGGAGGUGUUCUGGAUGCAGGUGAUAUUAUUUUUCAGCAGUUUGUGCAGGAUAGUAAUUUGUCAGACUUACCACUUAUGAAUUGGGAUUAUACCUGGUUCUCAAGUCGAAACGACGGUUUAUGGAGUCGACUCGAUAGAUGGCUGGUGUCUGAUGAGGUGAUUUUAUCUUUUUCUAAUAUUUCUCAAUCAGUUUUAGAGUGGAAUGUGUCUGACCACAGGGCUGUGUCUUUGCUGUUUGGUACUCCGGAUGCUGGUCCAAAACCGUUUUAUUAUUUCAACCAUUGGGUGGAGGAGAAUGGUUUUAAUGAGUUGGUGGAGUCUUGGUGGCGUUCUGUGUAA
Messenger RNA from Lotus japonicus, 804 nucleotides. RefSeq lists its product as uncharacterized. Gene Ontology annotation, molecular function: catalytic activity. The transcript has a single exon. Lineage: Eukaryota; Viridiplantae; Streptophyta; Magnoliopsida; Fabales; Fabaceae. The coding region runs from base 1 to 804 and encodes 267 amino acids. The record is from RefSeq and is a predicted model, not a curated record.